GCGCGCCGGGGGCGGGCGAGGGGGCGGUGUCCUGGCCAUGGCCGGCCUGUCGGACCUGGAGUUGCGGCGGGAGCUGCAGGCCCUGGGCUUCCAGCCAGGCCCCAUCACCGACACCACUCGGAACGUCUACCGCAACAAGCUGCGCCGCCUGCGGGACGAGGCCCGGCUGCGCGACGACGAGCGGCUGCGGGAGGAGGCCCGGCCGCGGGGCCCCGAGCGUCAGCGGGAGGAGGCCCGGCUACGAGAGGAAGCGCCGCUGCGCGCGCGGCCCGCCGCGGGCGUCCUGCGGUCGGAGCCCUGGCUGUCCCCGCCGGCCCCGAGCGCGGCUUCCGACUCCUCGGGGCCUUACGGCAACUUCGGGGCCUCCGCCGCUCCCUGGGCCGCAAGCCGCGGCCUCUCCUACCCGACCCACGCCGGGCCCGGGUCGCUGCGACGCCGCGCCUCGGUCCGGGGCAGCUCCGAGGACGACGAGGAUGCGCGGACGCCCGACAGGGCCGCCCCGGGCCGGGUCCGCCACUGGUGGGCCCCGUCGUCGGCCUCUGCGCGGCCACACUCGGCGCUCCUCGGCGCCGACACGCGCCCCGGCCUGAAGGGCUCGCGCCCCGGCUCUGCGGGCGCGGUGCGGGCCCGACCCGAGGCGGGCCGGCGGCUGGAGCGCUGCCUGUCGCGGCUCCUGCUCUGGGCCAGCCUGGGGCUGCUGCUGGCCUUCCUGGCCAUCCUCUGGGUGAAGAUGGGCAAGCCCUCGGCGCCGCAGGAGGCGGAGGACAACAUGAAAUUGCUGCCGGUGGACUGUGAGAGAAAAACAGAUGAGUUCUGUCAGGCCAAGCAGAAGGCAGCCUUGCUGGAGCUGUUGCAUGAGCUGUACAACUUCCUGGCCAUUCAAGCAGGUAAUUUUGAGUGUGGCAAUCCCGAGAAGCUAAAAAGCAAAUGCAUCCCUGUUCUGGAGGCCCAGGAGUACAUAGCAAACGUGACCAGCAGCCCCUCUGCGAGGUUUAAGGCCGCGCUGACCUGGAUUCUGACCAGCAACAAGGACGUGGGCAUCUGGCUGAAAGGGGAAGACCCGUCCGAGCUGGUGACCACAGUGGACAAAGUGGCCUGCCUGGAGUCCGCCCGGCCCCGGAUGGGCGUUGGCUGCCGCCUCAGCCGCGCCCUGCUCACUGCAGUCACCCACGUGCUCAUCUUCUUCUGGUUGGGGGCUGAUGCUCCUUCUGUUCCAGGCCUGGCCUUCCUGUGGGGGCUGCUGAUCCUCCUGAAGUACCGAUGGCGGAAGCUGGAAGAGGAAGAGCAGGCUAUGUAUGAGAUGGUGAAGAAGAUUAUAGAUGUGGUUCAGGACCACUAUGUGGACUGGGAGCAGGACAUGGAGCGCUACCCAUACGUGGGCAUCCUUCACGUGCGGGACAGUCUGAUCCCCCCUCAGAGCAGGCGGCGCAUGAAGCGCGUGUGGGACCGUGCUGUGGAGUUCCUGGCUUCCAAUGAGUCUCGGAUCCAGACCGAGUCCCACCGAGUGGCCGGGGAGGACAUGCUGGUGUGGCGAUGGACUAAGCCCUCCUCUUUCUCUGACUCGGAGCGAUAGGACAGGGCCUGGCCCAGCCAGCCUGGCCCGGCCACGCGGCCGGGGCGAGCAAGGACCCAGACCUUCGGUGCUCAUUCACGCCUGCCUUGAUUGCCCUGCUGGUCUCUGUUCCGGGACAUGUGGGCUUACUUAGGGUGGCCAGGAGAACGGGCGAGCCCCUCCUCUAUGUCAGUAUUACUGACAGGAAGGAGAGAAUGGCCUGUUCUCCCGGAAAAACAGACGGGCAGUGGCUGGAGUCCUGGAGACCCUGCACGCAGCUAGACAGCAGCGGUGUCCUGAAGCCCCUCGCUUGGGAGGUGGGCCGGGUGGUGGGCUGGGGCGGCGGGGCCUGGGGAGAGCUUGGCCCAUGUGUCUUUGCACUGUUUCCAGGGAGCUUCCGGGUGAUGGGGGAGAACCCCGUCCCAUUCCACUUGGGCCUCUGUCCAGAAGGGGAAGAGGUUAGAACUUAGGAGCAGCUGUCGGGGACAGAACAGAGGUGGCUGGGAUCUGGAAGGCGCGGCGGGUCCAGCCUCAGCUGCCUCGGGAGCCUCAGUGAACAGAGGUGGCUGGGAUCUGGAAGGCGCCGAGGGUCCAGCCUCAGCUGCCUCGGGAGCCUCAGUGCUUCUUACAGUGCUUCUUACAGGUCAGAAGUGCAGCCUGAGCCGGUGGAGCUCGGCCUCCUGCCAGCCCCCUCCCCUACUGAGAGCAGAGCUCCUGGCUAGUUAGCAGGGCGGCUGGUUAGCAGGAACAGGCAGGGUGCGGCAUGGUGGCUGCACACUGCCCUCUGCAGGCCACACAGCGCAGUGGGGCCGUUAGCCCUGGGCUUAGGAGGACCUGCUCCAAAAACGCGCAGUGGGGGCCUCACCACAGCAGCAGGAGGAUAGCCCCUGGGGGUGAAGGGCAGCUGCCUCCCAAAGACGCGGACGCCCCCCUUUGGACCUAUUGCUGUUCUCUGUGUCUUAAUAAAGUACGGUCUCCAUUUAGCAAUCUGCUCAUUGCCUUGUGUCUGGGUGGUCAGCAGGACCAGGGACUGAGCAGGCACCCAUGGCGAGGCCUGUUCUCAUGGCCAGAAGAUGGCUUUUGUAUCGGGCGUGGAACUGUUGGAAAAAUAAAAUAUUUAUUGAGAA
This is a messenger RNA of Apodemus sylvaticus (European woodmouse), 2679 nucleotides long. It is a transcript of the gene Lemd2, whose product is annotated as LEM domain nuclear envelope protein 2. Gene Ontology annotation, molecular function: chromatin DNA binding. The record is from RefSeq and is a predicted model, not a curated record. Gene Ontology annotation, biological process: nuclear envelope organization; negative regulation of BMP signaling pathway. Gene Ontology annotation, cellular component: nuclear inner membrane. NCBI's taxonomy places the organism in Eukaryota, Metazoa, Chordata, Mammalia, Rodentia, Muridae. The coding region runs from base 38 to 1573 and encodes 511 amino acids. The transcript has 9 exons.